Hordeum vulgare subsp. vulgare (domesticated barley) is the source of this 2394-nucleotide messenger RNA. RefSeq lists its product as uncharacterized. The record is from RefSeq and is a predicted model, not a curated record. The transcript is spliced from 3 exons. NCBI's taxonomy places the organism in Eukaryota, Viridiplantae, Streptophyta, Magnoliopsida, Poales, Poaceae. Bases 356 to 2170 code for a protein of 604 amino acids. Gene Ontology annotation, molecular function: calmodulin binding.
UCCCACCUUCAACGCCACGUGCGCUUCUCCCUCCACCUCUCUCUCUACCCACAACGCGCCAGAGGCAACCCCCCUCUCCUCGCUCGCGGAUCAUUCCCCGGUCGAUCGGCGCAUCCGUACCGCACGCAGCCGUUCUGUUCGUCGGUUUGGCGGCGACGCGGCGGAAGUACGAGGUACCUACCUACUCCAGAAACAAACUCUGCUUUCCUCUCCUGUCUUCCUCUGCAUUGGUCUCCGGCCGUCCAUGCGUUUUCUCUAGCUGCCUCCCCGACCGAUCCAGCAUCGCAUCUGUGGAGUUCUUGCAAUCAAGCUCCCGGAGCAGGACGUCGGUGAUCAGCAGCAUCCUUGCCUCUAAAUGGCCGAGGAGGUGAUCAAAGAGGCUAUGACUUCAACUCCUGCAUCAGCUGAGUUGAAGAAACAAGAUCUCCCGAUAAAUACCACUGCAAUUACAGAUGGCAACAGUGUGCCACCCUACCUCAGGAGGAAAGAGAAGCCAGUUCCACAUUACCAGAGACCGUCCACUGGCUCUUGCCAUGACAACUGCAAACUUGAUAUUCAUCAUUCUUCCGAGUCUAAGAAAUGCUCGCCUGUUCGUGGCUGGCGUCAGGACCGCGCGAACUCCAGGAAUGGAACGCAUGACCUGCCUGUAGUCAUCCCACAAGGAGACAAAGCAAGAAACAAGAGUCAGACGCUGAAGAUUUCUCAUGUAAAAGAUGGCGCUGCUCCUGCUAAACCUGUACUUACCAAGCAGAAUCCACCACUGAAAGGAGUACCUGAUCUUCCUGAAAGCGCUCCAUGUGUACAGUUGUUAUCAGAUGAAGCAUCUGAAACUGUUGUGGCUAGAAACCAGCAAACUAGUGCGAAGUGCCUCGUCAUCCUACUGGAUGAUUUGUCGAGCUGUGGAGAUGGACAGUUGUCAGAGAGAGCUGUAAGCAUUGAGCUGGAUAUGCCGUUGGCCAUCCAGGACAGCGAUCAGUCUGACGAUCAUAGUACGGAUCAUUCCGCAAAUGAAUCUGUAAGUUCAGAGAAAAUGAGUAAGCAGACUGUGAUGGCACCGGAGAAGGACGUGACUAAAUCACAGAGUUUCUCCCAGGAGGCUGUGAAAACGAACAGGAAAGCAACAUCAAGUAUAACCAAGAGUACUAUGUCAAAGCAGAAAAGAGAAAUAACUUCACAUCAGAAGGCUGCAGGUACAUCAGCUGGAAGCGCCAAUAGGCCAAGGACAACGGCAGAAAAUGGAGAUCCUAGUGCUACUAGUACUAACAAGUUCAGCAGGGAGAGGAAACCCAACUCGAUUGUCGCAUCUACUCUUCCAAGAGUGAAGAAAGUCAAAGCGCCAUCACCAGCUAGCGUGAUGGAUUCGUCUGCCAAACCGGCUACAAAUAAACAUGCUCCAUCUCCAUCACCUCCUUCAGGGAAGCAGAAUGAAAGAAAGAUUACGCUGAAUAAUGUUGUCAGGAAUGCUCAACUUAGGCAAAACAAGGGAGAAGAGAAGGUUACAUUGAGUCCACUGAAGCUGUCUCGUUCUACAAUGAGGGCAGUCAGGAAAGAAACUUGUGCUUCCCCAGUGAAGAUUAAGAAGGUUUAUGCGAUAGAAAGUUCUUCUGAGUGCAAGGAUAAAAUAUCAAAGACAGCUUUGCAAAAAAUACGAAAACCAGAUGUUAGCAACAAAGAGAGGCAAUCUCGCAAAGAACAUGAGGCUAUUGCAAAACAUGAAAGUGCAGGAAGGCCAAAGAUAGCAUCCACACCCUCAGGUGUCAUCAUGAAGUCGCCUCGCAUGCUGAAGUUUCACCGUGGCAAGGUGCUGAACCUUGGCAGCAACUCUGACAACAGCACUCCCAGACGUGUACAGUUCAGGCCUGCAGAUGCUACAGCUGAAGGCAACAGAAGCAAGUAUCCUGCCAGACGCAGAACCACCAAGAACAAUGAAGGUAAAGCUUCUGCUGCAUCAAAAGAUUCAGGUGCUUCAAGAGCUGAAGUUGUUGUCCUGAGGCGUCAGGAUGCCAAUGACAAAAAGAAGAGCGAGCCGCGAUUAUUCAAUAAUGUGAUCAAAGAGACUGCGAGCAGGCUCGUCGAGGCAAGGAAGAGCAAAGUGAAGGCCCUCGUUGGAGCUUUUGAGACAGUGAUUUCGCUUCAAGGUAAAAAGCAAGGCAGACCCAGCAUUUCCUGACCUAAAGCUGGCCACGUAAAAAUCUAGUAAAUGUGGGGGUCUCUGGAGUUUCGAUGUUAGAGGUUUCCAAUUGGAGUUUUUGUGCACAUUACUUUGCUUUCUGUUCACAGGCGUACAGAUGAGAAAAUUCACCAAAUAAGGAUAAUUUAGUGUGGUGGUAUACUAAACUAAACUUUGUUUCGGUUUACCUAAUUCCAAGAGAGAUUUGACAAAAUUGCCUUUUA